GAUUUUCGGUGAAAGCAAUGUAUCAAUCUUGUUUAUGAAUUGAUUCAGAAUUCAAUUUUCCUUCACUGGCAUGUGCCAUUAGUUAAUCUGCAAUGGAUUUUCUUCUUCUUCUUCUUCUUCACCUUCUUGGCUUGGACUGUGGAGUGUGGAGUUGACACCAUGACAGCAAUAAUGAAAGCUAAUUAUAAAUCUCCCCAACUGUCACUCUCCCCUUCCCUUCCCUUCCCUUCUCAUAUUUGAACCACCGCCAUCUCCACCAGCACACCAUUUCUCUUUCUCUUCUUCCCCAUACCUCUCCAAUGGCGUGACUCAGUGGUAACUCCUCAACUACUCCCAAAUCCAAACCUUCUUCCAACCUUUCACCGACCCGGCCAAAAAAAUGCUUCUUUUCGUCUUCCUCCUCUUCCUCCCUUCCUUCUCCUCCUCCCUGAACCAGGAGGGACUAUACCUCUACCAGCUCAAGCUCUCCCUCUCCGACCCGGACUCCAAUCUCGCCUCCUGGUCCGACCGCGACGAAAACCCCUGCUCCUGGCCCCGGGUCGCCUGCGACCCGAAAACCCGCUCCGUCACCUCCGUCGACCUCUCCGACUCCAACCUCGCCGGCCCUUUCCCUUUCGUCCUCUGCCGCCUCCGCAGCCUCACUUCCAUCUCCUUCUACAACAACUCCAUCAACGACACUCUGCCCCUCGACAUUUCCUCCUGCCGGUCCCUUGUCCACCUCGAUCUCGCGCAGAACUUCCUCACCGGAACCCUCCCGGAGACUCUACCGGACAUUCCCAAUCUCAAGUACCUCGACCUCACCGGGAACAAUUUUUCGGGAGAGAUUCCGGCCUCCUACGGCAGGUUUCAGAAGCUCGAGGUUUUCUCCGUCGUGUAUAAUCUCUUAGAUGGUGUCGUCCCCCCCUUUUUGGGGAACGUUUCGACUCUGAAGAUGCUGAAUCUGUCCUACAACCCGUUUUCUCCCGGUCGGAUCCCGGCGGAGCUUGGGAAUUUGACGAAUCUGGAGAUACUCUGGAUGACGGAAUGUAAUUUAAUUGGGGAAAUUCCUUCCUCUCUCGGUCGGUUGAAGAAGCUGACCGAUUUGGACCUUGCUAUUAACGAUUUGGUCGGCGGGAUUCCGAGUUCGCUCGCCGGGUUGAGCAGCUUGGUUCAGAUGGAGCUCUACAACAACUCGCUGACCGGAGAGUUACCGGCGGGGAUGGGGAACAUGACUGGGUUACGGCUCCUCGACGCGUCGAUGAACCGGCUGACCGGUUCGAUUCCGGAAGAUUUGUGUCGGUUGCCGUUGGAGAGUCUCAAUCUCUACGAGAACGGAUUCGAAGGCAACUUACCGGCGAGCAUUUCCUUUUCCCCAAAUUUGUUCGAGCUCCGGCUGUUCGGCAACAGACUGACCGGCGACCUGCCUCAAAAUCUCGGCAAAAACUCGCCGUUGAGAUGGCUGGACCUGUCGAAUAAUCAGUUCACCGGUAAUCUCCCGGCGACGCUCUGCGAGAAGGGGGAGCUCGAGGAGCUCCUCGCCUUGUCCAAUUCGCUCUCCGGUCAAAUCCCGGCGAGCUUGACCGCGUGCCGGAGCUUGGCCCGAGUCCGAUUGGGGAACAACGAGUUAUCCGGCGAGAUACCCGCCGGAUUCUGGGGCCUGCCCCGAGUUUAUCUCGUCGAUCUCGUCAACAACUCGUUCUCGGGACAAAUCGCGAAAACCAUCGCCAGCGCAGCGAAUUUGUCGAUGCUGAUUCUGGAUAAGAACGGGUUCACCGGCUCGAUUCCGGAGGAAAUCGGUUGGGUCGGUGGUUUGGUCGAGUUUGCAGCUAGUGAGAAUCGGUUCACCGGCCCGCUCCCCGGAAGUAUUCUCAAUCUCAAACAAUUGGGGAAAUUGGAUCUUCACGAUAAUCUUCUCUCCGGCGAGCUGCCCUCUGAAAUUGAUUCGUGGAAGAAGAUAAACGAGUUGAAUCUCGCCCGGAACCAAUUCUCCGGCGAAAUCCCCGACUCCGUCGGUAAGCUCUCUCUUCUCAACUACCUCGAUUUAUCCGGCAACCAGCUCUCCGGCGAAAUCCCAUCCAGUCUCCAGAACCUGAAGCUCAACCAGCUCAACUUCUCGAACAACAAGCUCUCCGGCGAGAUUCCGCCGCUUUACGCCAAGGAAAUUUACAAGAGCAGCUUUCUGGGGAAUCCCAGAUUGUGCGGCGAAAUAGCCGGAUUGUGUCAGGGGAAAAGGAAUACCCAGGAUUACGCCUGGCUGCUCAGGUCGAUUUUCAUCCUCGCCGUGAUAACCUUCCUCGUCGGAGUCGUCUGGUUCUACUUCAGGUACAGGAACAUCAAAUCCCCCGGCGGCGGCGGCCGGUCAAUCGACAAAUCGAAAUGGACCCUAAUGUCGUUCCACAAGCUAGGGUUCAGCGAGUACGAAAUCCUCGACGCGCUAGACGACGACAAUGUGAUUGGAAGCGGGUCGUCGGGUCGGGUUUACAAGGUCGUGCUCAGCAACGGCGAAGCCGUUGCCGUGAAGAAGCUCUGGGGUGGUGGAGCGAAGAAGGAAAGCGGCGGCGAUGUGGAGAAAGGAGUUAGUAAUGACAGGGACGAUGAUGGGUUCGAUGCGGAAGUGGGGACUUUAGGCAAGAUCCGGCAUAAGAACAUUGUGAAGCUGUGGUGCUGUUGCGUCACUAGGGACUGCAAGCUUCUGGUAUACGAGUACAUGCCGAAUGGCAGCUUGGGCGACCUGCUGCACAGCAGCAAGCGAGGGUUGCUGGAUUGGCCAACGAGGUUUAAGAUCAUCCUGGACGCGGCGGAGGGCAUUUCGUACUUGCAUCACGAUUGUGUGCCGCCGAUUGUUCAUAGAGAUGUCAAGUCCAACAACAUUUUGCUCGACAGCGAAUUCGGAGCUAGGGUGGCCGAUUUCGGAGUAGCCAAGGUUGUGGAUUCCCCCAUGGGCAAACCCAAGUCUAUGUCUGUCAUUGCAGGUUCCUGUGGCUACAUUGCUCCAGAGUAUGCUUACACAUUGCGUGUGAACGAGAAGAGCGACAUAUACAGCUUCGGAGUUGUGGUCCUCGAGCUGGUGACCGGAAGGCUACCGGUGGACCCUGAGUUUGGGGAGAAAGAUCUGGCGAGGUGGGUACGAACCACGAUUGACCAGAAAGGGGUCGACCACGUUCUGGACUCGAAGCUCGAUAUGUGUUUCAAGGAAGAGAUAUGCAGGGUUCUCAACAUCGGGAUCCUCUGCACGAGCCAUCUCCCCAUCAACCGGCCCUCCAUGAGGAGGGUGGUGAAGCAGCUGCAAGAAAUCGGGGGAGAAGCUCAGUCGAAGAUGACGAAAGAUGGCAAACUGACACCGUAUUACUACGAGGAUGCCUCGGAUCAAGGGAGUGUUGUAUGAUUUUUGGAACAGAGAUGAUUACUGGAGGUGGGAUUUUGAGAACCCUAGUUUGUUUUUUUGCACUGUGGGUUUGGCGUUGGGAAAGUGAUUGAUUCUAUAGGAAUGCAUUCUGCAUUGUACAGUGUUCUAGUUAAAAAAAGAGUUGAGAACCCACCAAGCCUGCAGAUUUGUCAGGUUAGUUUCAAUGAGUAUCCAUCCUAUGAUUUCAGGUGUGGGGUAAAUUCCUGCUUUGGUUGUAAACAGUAUUUUCUAGGUUUCAACUAGUAAUGUAUAUUCAUGAGUAAGUCGUACCGCCUAGUAACGAUGGAAACGGGAAGUGGUAAUGCAGCACUACGCUAACGUGAUUUUGAUAAUUCGUUAUGUCGUAACUCCUAAAUCGUCGAUAGAGGAUCAGAUUCGCACCGUGGAUUGUAACAUUUCGCGACCCACACAACGUGUUACAGAAGUGGAAAAGAGUUGGG
This is a messenger RNA of Linum tenue, 3825 nucleotides long. The record is from the annotation of a GenBank genome assembly. NCBI's taxonomy places the organism in Eukaryota, Viridiplantae, Streptophyta, Magnoliopsida, Malpighiales, Linaceae.